Linum tenue is the source of this 606-nucleotide messenger RNA. NCBI's taxonomy places the organism in Eukaryota, Viridiplantae, Streptophyta, Magnoliopsida, Malpighiales, Linaceae. The record is from the annotation of a GenBank genome assembly.
AUGGAACGAGGAGAUAUAAAGCCAGCUUCCCCUUCUCCCUCAAAGACCCUGUCGGUCCUUGUUGCAACUGCUAUUCAUUUAGAGCUGGUGCGGAGAGAGAACGAUCCGACAUCUAUUGUUGGAGUUGGAGUUGCCAGAGGGGAGAACUUCUCAGGGAAUAGAAAGAAGAAGAAGAAAAAGAAGAGGAGGUGCGGCGCUGAAGUGAAUUCCAAUGAGAAACUAAGCUUGCUGAAGGUGGCAUCAAUGAUAGAGAACUCUGCAAAAUCAGGAGCUGAAACAAGCGAUCUCAGAGGCAAAUUAAUGGACCAAAUCGAGUGGCUUCCAACCUCAAUCGGCAAACUAUCAUCCACCACUGAGCUCGACUUAUCCGAGAACAAAAUCAUUGCACUCCCGCCAACCAUCUCCAACCUCAAAUCAGUUACCAAGCUCGAUCUCCACUCAAACCAGCUGAUGAAUUUCCCAGACUCAUUCGGGGAGCUAAUCAAUAUAACCGACCUGGACCUCCACGCUAACAACCUCAAAUCGCUCCCACCUUCAAUUGGCAACCUGAAGAACAUGGUCAACUUGGACUUGAGCUCGAAUCACUUCACUUCAUUACCAAACUAG